CGCCGCCCCUCCGGACCCAACCCGACCCCCGCCCCUCCUCAGCAGCGGAGAGAAGCGAACCACGCGGGGCCGGAGGGAGUGGAAUGAAACAGGGAGGGGAAGAACUGCUGCGGGCCCACCCCCGGAUGCGGGCGGGAUCCAACGGGACCGGGAACGGGACCGGGGCGGGGCCAUGACUCAGGGGGCGAGGGCGGGGCCGGGGUACCGCAUGGUGGCCCGUCUCGGGUGGAAACGUCCCCUCGUGGGACCGUCCGCUGUGGCCGCGGCGUUACCGGCCGCCUUAGCCUCGGCAGCCGCGUCCUGCCUCCGUUCGCGCCGGGACUCGCAGGGGGCGGGCGGAGCUCGUGUCUCCUUUGGCUCUUCCCAACAAGGGGCGGAGCGGCCGCGUCCCCGGCCUGCGCCGAGCGAGCCGCCCCGCAGGGCCGGCGCGGAAGGAGUUUGUGCCGGCGGCGGGCGAGUGGCGGUGUGGAGACACGUGCGUGCGGCGAGACCCGGAUGCCGGGCCCGCCGAGCCGGCCGCCCACGGCGAUGAUCGCGGAGAAGCUGCGGGAGGCGCUGGAGCCGGGGCGGCGGGAGGCGGCGGCGGAGCUGGGCCGGCCGCUGGCCGCCGCCGCCCGCUCCGUGCUGCAGCAGCGCAUCGAGUUCGCGCCCGCCCGCCGCGGCUUGGCCGGGCAGCUGGAGCACCUGCGGGACAAGUACGAGCACAUCGGGGCCGAGGUCCUCGGCCGCCCCCUCGGCAUCGCCGGCAGCUUUCCGGAGCGGCCGCAGAAGCUCCCCGGACACAGCCAUGCCCUGCCGAGGGCCGCGGGUGACGGGAUCCCCGCGCCGCAGAAGGUGCUCUUCCCACCGCAGAGCCUCUCCAUGAAGUGGGAGCGGGUUCACCGUGUGGGCGCCGGGCUGAGUAACCUGGGGAACACCUGCUUCCUGAACUCCGCGCUGCAGUGCCUGACCUACACGCCACCACUCACCAACUACCUGCUCUCCCGGGAGCACGGACGCACCUGUGCCCAUGGAAGCUUCUGCAUGAUGUGCACUAUGCAGAACCACAUGAUUCAGACUUUUGCCAACAGCGGAAAUGCAAUAAAGCCACUCUCCAUCAUCCGAGACCUCAAGAAGAUUUCCCAUAACUUGCGCUUCGGUAGGCAGGAGGAUGCACACGAGUUCCUGCGUUACACCAUCGAUGCCAUGCAGAAGGCCUGCCUGAAUGGCUACACCAAGUUGGAUCGACAGACCCAGGCCACAACUCUGGUUCACCAGAUCUUUGGUGGUUACCUGCGGUCCCGUGUGAAAUGCUUGGAGUGCAAGACUGUCUCGGAUACCUAUGACCCUUACUUGGACGUGACACUGGAGGUUGAGCGAGCCGCAAACAUCGUGCGGGCCUUGGAGCUGUUUGUCAAGCCAGAGCAGCUGGGUGGGGACAACGCUUACAGGUGCAGCAUGUGCAGGAAGAAAGUGUUGGCCAGCAAACGUUUCACCAUCCACCGAGCCUCCAACGUUCUCACAAUUUCACUGAAACGCUUUGGCAGUUGCAGCUCCUCAGGUGGAAGGAAAAUAACCAAGGACGUGGGAUACCCAGAGUUCUUGGACAUCCGGCCUUUCAUGUCUGAGCCCAAGGGUGAUCCCAUCACGUAUGGACUUUAUGCAGUGCUGGUACACUCUGGGUACAGCUGCAACGCAGGGCACUACUUCUGCUACGUGAAGGCCAGCAAUGGGCAGUGGUAUCGAAUGAAUGACCAUGAGGUCCACCCUAGCAACAUCAAGGUGGUUCUCAACCAGCAGGCCUAUGUGCUGUUCUACCUGAGGCUGGGCAGCCCCAGGAAGAGCUCAGCAGGGCCCAUGGCCACGGCUGCCUUCAGCCCGCCCAGCUGCACUGCCAGUGACUCCAAGGCAGUGAAGAAACCUGAGAUUAACAGGACCCUGUGUGUGCCACCGAUAGGCCUGAAACAAGACAAACUGCUGGGGAAGCAACUGCCAGGCUCUGGAGAUGUUGGAGUCCCUGUUGCCCGCAGCUCUCCUGGCAUGGGGUCGAAGCUGACAAAUGGAAUUGCUCUGUCAAAGCCACCCUUUCAGACCCCAUCAUCCAAACUGCCCCACAAAGCCACCCACGAGGCCACACUGCUGGGCUGUGACACAGUCCAGAGGCCCAAGAAGCCACAGACCCCUGGCAUGCCCAGAGGAGGCUUCCAUGCCACCAGCACCAUGUGCAGGGCCAAAACAGGGCUGCCCCCACAGGGCUCAGACAGUGAGAAGCCACCUACCUCAUCCAAGCUGCUGAAGUCCAGCCAGGAGCCCAGUGUCUGUGGGGCAAUGGCCAGGACCCUGAAGAAGAGUUCCAGCACAGUAGGGCAGCUGGCCAAGGAGAACCACAGGGCCAAGAGCAAUUCCAGCAGCUUCUGUACCUCUCAGGGAAGGGACUCUGGCAUCCACCUCCCUGCUGGCUCUGGCACCAAGCUGGCUGGCUGUAAAGACUCUGACCUGGCUGCCCCCAAAAGCUCCAGGACAGCCCCUGUGACACCCUCCCCGCCGGGCAGCGCCGUGCUGAAGUGGGGCAGCACCAUGGCACCACUGCUGGCCAGGAAGCCACUGCUCUCAGCCAAAAAGGGCAAACCCUCUCAGAAGGUGAGCAUGAGUGAUCACCAAGCACAGUGCCAGCCCUCAGCCACCACCCACCCUGACUCUACUCCUAGGCCUCUGGGAAAGUCCAGCCUGUCCUCAUCUGCUCUUGAACUUCCCAGUCCUGAAAAGUCUGCCUUCAGUUUCGUGCUCAACUUGCCUGCUCAGCACCCAGCCUCCCUGCUGACCCAUGGUUCCACUGCCCACACUUCACACCACCUUCUUUGUAGCAGCAGGGAGACAGGAUCUGGCCAGGAGGAACCAGAGGGUUCCUUCAAAAAGAAGCGUCGGAAGAGGAAGCAUCGUAGCGCAGACAGGAACCCUUGUGCUGUGGCUGUGAAGGGCAUGGAUGAAGUCUCCAGUCCUCCCAAGAAGGAGAGAGUUAUUUCUCCAGAGGUCUUCAAGGACAAAGACUCCAGGCUCCCCAAGAAAGAGAGCACUGACUCUCAGAAGGACUUCAUUGAUGAAGAUACCAGGCCUCCCAAGAAGAAAGUUGCCUCUCCAGGGGACUUUGUGUCUGUCAUGGGGAAGGAGGUGGCCAGUGAGGGUCUCAGCCAUGACCUGGUCUGUCAGGACAUGAAGAGUGGGCCCAAGCAACAUGUGCCAGAGCCCAGUACUGGCCUGGGCAUGGAGCCAACUUCACCCCUCAAGAGGAAGAAGAAGAAAAAGAAUAGGAGCAAAGACAGGCUUUUGAAGAAGACAGAAGAGUGCAGCUCUGGGAUGCUGCCUUCGGACAGCUCCAGGACAAGUGAACCAGAGCCCUGUAAGACACAUCAGAGCGUGGAGGCUGGAGAGCACAAGCACCGCAAACGCAAGUGGAUGGAAAGCCUCAGUAGCCUGGCUGCCAACACUGUUCCCACCGCCACUGCCACUACCCCAGUGGCAGCACAUCCCAGUGACAACCAGACUGGGGAUGAGAGGUGCUCCCUGGCUGCCCUGAGCCCUGUGGCCAGCAGUUGGGCUGGCACAGCCCCUGAGGGCCAGGAGUCCAGCGUGGUGGACAAGCUGCUCCAGAAUUCCUUGGACAGGGCUUAUGGCAAGCAAGUCUUGACCUGGCAGGGUGAGAUUUCGGCCGUGAGCCAGGAUGCAAUUCGGGACACAGCACUGGCCCAAAGCAAGACCGUCAUCGAUGACUGGGACCAGGAAUUUGACAAAGGAAAGGUAAAGAAAAUGAAGAAGAUGAGGCAGGAGCGGAGGAGAGACUCAAAUCCAUUCCAGAAGUUGCAGAACAAGCGCAACUUCUGGUUGAUGUCACAUCCUGCCAAGAUGGCCAGUCUGGGCCACCGGCUCUAAGGUUGAGAUCUGCAUCCCCAACUGCUCAGGUAGCAGUCCCAUGUCAAGGACCGAGGGCAACACUCUCCUGGGAGCUGUUGGUGGAACACACUGGGAGGGGAGGGAAUACAGCCGCAGCCCUGGCGUUGUGCCUUUUUCCUUCGGGGAGCUGCUUUGCAGCUCCAGAGGAGCCUGCCCACUCUACUGUCCCUCCAACCUGCCUCGGUGGGCACCUCGUCAGCUUCUCGGUGCCUCUUCCCCUCUGGCCCCAGCCCACCCCUGCGGGGACUCCUGGCAAGUGCCUCAAGCCCGUCCCUGUCACUCCGUGCUGCUGUGCCUCCCCUUCCCAACGUUACCGACCCUCAUCUUCCCCUAUUCCCCUCACUCCAUGACCCCCAUCCCCUGCACAAGCUGCAUGGAAAGCCUCCCCCGGCCCCCUGUCGGCCCGGCCCCGCGCUGGCGCGGGGGCACCAGGGGAUCCCUUCGGGGCAGGAGCGCUGCCGCCGCGGCUACGGGCACUGAAGGAUGGAAUUGAAUAAAUCCCGGUCUUUGUCA
Molecule: messenger RNA, 4440 nt
Organism: Taeniopygia guttata (zebra finch)
Lineage: Eukaryota; Metazoa; Chordata; Aves; Passeriformes; Estrildidae
Source: RefSeq, a predicted model, not a curated record